AUGAUAGAAACCGAAGUCGCGAACGCACAAAGGAUUCCGCGAGUGAAAAGACUAGGGACAGGAGUCGCAGCCGUGAAAGACGUGGCCGAGAAAAAGAUCGUCACAAAGAUGAUAGAGAACACAAGCGAUCCAGACACUCGAGAGGCGAUGAAAAAGAAGAGGCACAUACGAAGACACAAUACUCGAAAGUCCGAGGAUACUCAGACCAGUAUGAUAACGGAAAGUUCGAAUGGAGGAGAUUUACAAUCGAACGCCGUAGAACUUAAGGUAAAUAGCAAACCGAGCUAUUCUCCCGAUUUCUUUUCUUGCAUUACCAGAUAUCUCAGGGGAAUUUAUUGUCUAUUUUCCUUUUUAAUCAAGCCUUCCGAUUCGGCGACGUCUGCCACUGUAGCGGCUUUACUUGACCAAGAAGAAAAAAUCCGUCAGAGACGUGAAAGAGUCGAACAAUGGCGAAAGGAAAGAGAAGCCGCCAAAUUAGCUGAAGAAGCGGCCAAAGCAAAAACAGAGGCUAACAUCGGCGACUCUUCAACAGCGGCGGACGGAGAAACGCAACAAAAUUCAAAUAAGGGUUGGACAUUGGAUGAUGACGACGAAGAUGAGACUAUGGAGGUUGACAGCACUUUAGAAACCGUUGACUUAUUACCAAUUCCAAAGCCUGCUGAUAAACCUGAUUCCUCAACUUUUCAAGUCAGGAGAAAUCCUUUACUUGGACUCGGUAGCAAAAAAACGAAUAACAAGGGUAAAGGUAAAGAGGGAACAGCGGAGGAAGAAAAAAAUCAUACUUUAUCUUCUAAAGGUUCAGAAGGUUCAAGCGACCAAUUGAUGCGAAAUAACAGUGCGGAAGAAGACCCACUCGAUGCUUUCAUGAAAGAUGUUGAAGUUGAAGUGGAACAUCUAAAUGAACAAGAUAAAAAGCGAGCAAAACAAAUGGCGAAAGGUAAAAGCAGGUAUGACAGAUUGGAAUCUAUAGUGCAGGAUGAAGUUGACGUGGAGGAAGAAAUUGGAACCAAAAAACUCAAGAAGAAAGAUUUGGCUGCCGUUGAUCACUCUCAAGUGAAAUAUGAACCUUUUCGCAAGGAUUUCUACAUUGAACCUCCGGAAAUGCAUGAUUUAACGCCGGAUCAAGUAGAUCUUAUAAGGGUAGAAUUAGGCGGCAUCAAAAUCAGGGGUGUCGACUGUCCCAAACCAAUUCAGAAGUGGACUCACGCAGGAUUGCCCGCCGCCUGCCUGCAGAUAAUAAAGAAAUUGAAUUUCGAAAAGCCCACACCCAUCCAAUCCCAAGCCAUACCUGCUAUAAUGGCCGGUCGUGAUGUUAUAGGGGUCGCCAAAACCGGCAGCGGGAAAACAAUAGCUUUCUUGCUCCCAAUGUUUCGUCACAUUAAAGAUCAACGUCCACUGGAUCAAAUGGAGGGUCCUAUAGCCAUAAUUAUGACCCCCACCAGAGAGUUGGCGGUACAAAUUCAUAAGGAGUGCAAACACUUCCUGAAAGGAUUGAAUCUUCGGGCUGUUUGUGCAUACGGCGGCUCGCCAAUAAAGGACCAAAUCGCAGAACUAAAGCGUGGGGCUGAAAUUAUAGUCUGUACUCCAGGACGUAUGAUUGAUUUGUUGUGUGCAAAUUCUGGACGAGUAACAAACCUGAAACGGGUUACUUAUCUUGUUUUAGACGAAGCUGACCGAAUGUUCGAUAUGGGUUUUGAACCUCAGGUCAUGAAAAUUGUUAACAAUGUCCGACCUGAUCGGCAGACUGUGUUGUUUUCGGCCACGUUUCCGCGUCAAAUGGAAUCUCUGGCUCGCAAAGUACUCAAAAAACCGUUGGAAAUUACAGUUGGUGGGCGUUCGGUUGUAGCGCAAGAUGUGACUCAAAUAGUGGAAGUACGCGAGGAGAGUACUAAGUUCGUUCGCCUGCUUGAAAUUUUGGGUCAGCAAUAUAAUGAUGAUCCUGACGCUCGGACUCUCAUUUUUGUUGAUCGUCAAGAAGCAGCGGAUAAUUUACUGCGCGACCUAAUUCGUAAAGGCUACCCGUGUAUGUCACUGCACGGAGGAAAGGACCAACUGGAUCGUGAUAGUACCAUAGCCGAUUUCAAGUCUGGUGUUUGUCAGCUGCUAAUUGCAACCUCCGUUGCUGCACGCGGUCUAGAUGUUAAGCAACUUAAACUUGUCAUUAAUUUCGAAUGCCCAAAUCACAUGGAAGAUUAUGUACAUCGAGUUGGUAGGACUGGACGCGCGGGUAACAAGGGUACUGCUUACACAUUUAUUACACCAGAACAAGACAGAUAUGCCAUGGACAUUGUCAAAGCGUUAAAGUUAAGCGGUGCUCAUGUGAUCCCGGAAUUGCAGAAACUGGCCGAUGGAUUCCAAGAAAAGGUUAAGGCCGGUAGCGCCACAUAUUCAAGUUCAGGAUUUGGAGGAAAGGGUCUCGAAAGGUUGGACGAGGCACGAGAUCUUGUCAAGAAAGCUCAAAGAAAAACUUAUGGUGACGUUGAUGACGAUACGUCCGAAGAUGAGAUAGAAGAAGACGAGCUGUCAAUUCAGUCUAAGAAAGAUGAUGCUUCUGGUUUAGGCAUCUCUACCGCGAUAUCCGCUACAAAUGGUCAAUCUACUGACCCCGCUGCAAUCGCUGCCCUCAAAGCUGCGCAAGAAGCUGCGGCCCGUGUUAACGCGAAAAAUGUCGGGGUUAGCGGUGUUCAGAGAGCAAAGGACAUCAUUGCCGACAUUAAUGCGCGCUUCAAAGAAAAUAAUAUUCAGGGUACUGUGCCCGAGGCAGACAAGGCCGAAAAUGCCGCAGAAUAUUCCGUUGAAAUUGAGAUUAACGAUUAUCCGCAGAAGGCAAGGUGGAAAGUCACCAAUAAGGAGCAAAUAUCACAAAUUACGGAACUUACCGGUGCCGCUAUUACAACGCGUGGCACCUACUUUCCUCCUGGUCGUCAACCCGCACCGGGGUCCGGUGAGAGAAAGCUUUACCUAUUCGUUGAAGGCGAAAAUGAAUACGUUGUUGAGAAGGCUAAAAAUGAAAUAAAACGAAUAUUAACCGAAACCACGUUAAGUGCUAUUGAAGCCGAGGCUCGAAAUCCCGGGAGUACCUCAUUGGGUGGAUAUGGCAAGUAUACGGUUGUUUAA
Acaulospora colombiana is the source of this 3117-nucleotide messenger RNA. NCBI's taxonomy places the organism in Eukaryota, Fungi, Glomeromycota, Glomeromycetes, Diversisporales, Acaulosporaceae. The record is from the annotation of a GenBank genome assembly.